CUUAGCUGGUUUCCAUUCGUAGAAGGCUGAAAGUGACGUCACGGAUUAUGGCUGGUACCGCCCCUUAUCGCUGUGUGUGUCUGUCAGUGUUAGUGGCGGGCAGUGAGUAUCACACAGGUAUACAAGAAUGACCAUGAUGGAGACUUCUGCAGCAGGUAGUGAGCUGCUACUACCCCACCGUGAAAAUGAAGGCAGUAUACGGAAGGGCUGUGACCCUCUUGCUCAGUCCCAACGCAGCAAACUACAACAUCGCCGUGUACGAAUCAACCAGCAGAUCAACAAAGAGAUGCGAAUGAGAGCCGGAGCAGAGAAUCUCUUUCGAGCCACCACAAACCACAAAGUCAAGGAAACUGUGGCGCUUGAACUGAGCUACGUCAACUCAAAUCUGCAGCUUUUGAAGGAGGAACUGGAGGAACUCAACAGCUCUGUUGAAGUCUACCAAAAUGAAAGUGAAGUCAUCAGCGUCCCCAUGAUACCGUUGGGUUUAAAAGAAACAAAAGACCUGGAUUUCUCGGAGGCACUAAAAGAAUUUAUCAGCAGUCACUAUGGCGAAGAUGGUGCUGACUACGAAAAAGAGACCAAAGAUUUCAUGGAACUCCGGCAAGCGAUGAGGACACCGAGUCGCAGUGAAGCUGGUUUGGAGCUCCUGAUGGAAUAUUACAAUCAGCUGUAUUAUCUAGAUAAUCGAUUCUUCCCCCCCAACAAAACUCUUGGCGUCUUCUUCCACUGGUACGAUUCCCUUACUGGGGUCCCCUCCUGUCAGCGGGCUUUGGCAUUUGAGAAAGGGAGCGUGCUGUUCAAUAUGGGCGCAUUAUACACUCAGAUUGGGGCAAGACAAGAUCGCCUGUCUGUACAAGGAGUAAAUACAGCCAUUGAGGCAUUUCAAAAGGCAGCAGGUUGCUUUAACUACCUUAAAGAAAACUUUUCCAAUGCCCCCAGUUUGGACAUGAGCACACCGUCCCUGAAUAUGCUGGUCCGUCUGAUGGUGGCACAGGUUCAGGAGUGUGUUUUUGAAAAGUUUGCCUUGGAGAACCCUCAAAAUGAUUUUGUCACACAGUUGCGUAUGGCACAAGAAUCUGCAGGGGUUGAAGAUGUCUAUACAUUGGUGUAUAAGUCAAUGACCCUCCCACCUGUUAAAGACUAUGUCCCAUUUUCCUGGACCACCAUGGUACGAGUCAAAGCAGAACAUUUCAAAGCAUUGUCCCAUUAUUAUGCUGCCAACGCCCUCUGUGACUAUAGCACUGUGUCUGAAGCUGAAAUGAUUGAACAUGAAAAGUCCUUUCUUCAGUUCCACGUGACUGCGCCUGAAGGUUCUACUGUAUGCUUCUUACUGCAAGACCAAGAAGAGCGACGGAAACUUGGCAAAGCCCAUUUAAAAAAAGCCAUCAUGAAGCACGAGGAGGCAAUGAGGAUUCACGGUCUGUGCAAGAUUCUGAGAAAGAUGGACAUUCUUCAGGAAGUGCUUCACUUAGCUCACAAGAGGUCUCUCAGCAAAUACUCUGAUAUUGAUCACGAAGAAGAUUUUUUUGAGACUGGAGAAGCCCCAGACAUACAGCCAAAAACACAUCAAAGACCAGAAAUAGAAAGACCAUUUUUUUCCAAAGUGAAAGUGAAGGAUUUAUUCUAUCGGCUGGGCCCCAUAUCUGUGUUUUCUGCUAAACAUAAAUGGCACCCGGCACAGAAGCUUCAGCUUGUGAGGGGAGAUGGGGGCUUUGGAUUCACUCUGAGAGGGGAUUCUCCUGUUCUCGUUGCAGGAGUUGUUCCUGGUGGUUGUGCAGCUCUCGCUGGUAUCAAGGAAGGGUGUUACAUUGUGUCUGUAAGUGGUAACGACUGCAGAUGGUCCAAACAUGCUGAGGUGGUCCAGUUGUUGAAGGAUGUUGACAGUAACGGAGUGGAUAUUGAAGUUGUCACAUUCCAGAAUCCAGACAUACAAAAUAUGGUGGUGGACAAGAAAUCAUCUAUGCUUUCAUCGAGCGAUCUACUUAAAGGUAAUAAGGAGAACAGUAAAAAAAAUAUAAUCAGCAGCAAAAGUGCAAGCUCACUAUUAAUGUGGCACAGAAAAGGCAACCCCAGCAAGAGGAGCAAAAACAGCAGCUGCAACUUCAACCUUCCCUUCAGUGCUGUGCAGAACAGUGAGUCCAUGUACUAACUCUAGGCCACAAGCAGUGACCAGCAGUGGAGAUGCACAGAGGCCAACAAAUGCAAUCUGCUCUUCAGAGUAGUGGCAGGCAGGUGAUGCUGAGCACAGGUAGCUGGUAGCCUGCGUAGCACUUAAUGAGUAGGAGUAUUGAGCUUUAGAUAAUGUUAGAGGUGCUGCAGAAUAAAGUGUCCAACAGGAGAUGGUAUCUCUGAGCUGAAGAUGAAGGACCAAACCUCAGAAGCUCUGAGCAGGUGCAAAGUAUCAAGACCUUGUUUGGUUGCAAUGGAGCUUGAAUCUUUGAAGCUGUAACAUUUUUCGUUGUUGUUUAUAUGUCCUGGAAAAAAAUGUGACUAUUUAUGAACCAAUUUAUUGUUGUCUCUGUGUUUGCAAUGCACAAGUGUUACUCUGCAAACCAGAGCUUCUGUGUACUGUGAUUUUUGUGAUAAGAAAGUGAUAUUUGUGUCUUUAGUGGCCUCUCUCUUCUGUGGGCUGUGUUGGACUUAAAAUGAUGAAGCGUUUAUUCUUCUGUCUUCUGUCUUCAUUGUUAUGUGUUUUUCUUUCAUACAGCAGCAAAUGUAUAAAACAAAUAAAAACAGAAUAGCAACAAA
This is a messenger RNA of Bombina bombina (fire-bellied toad), 2748 nucleotides long. It is a transcript of the gene RHPN1, whose product is annotated as rhophilin Rho GTPase binding protein 1. The coding region runs from base 128 to 2149 and encodes 673 amino acids. Gene Ontology annotation, biological process: negative regulation of stress fiber assembly; signal transduction. Lineage: Eukaryota; Metazoa; Chordata; Amphibia; Anura; Bombinatoridae. The record is from RefSeq and is a predicted model, not a curated record. Gene Ontology annotation, molecular function: protein binding. The transcript is spliced from 16 exons.